Messenger RNA from Crotalus tigris (Tiger rattlesnake), 2520 nucleotides. It is a transcript of the gene ARMC6, whose product is annotated as armadillo repeat containing 6. Gene Ontology annotation, molecular function: protein binding. Lineage: Eukaryota; Metazoa; Chordata; Lepidosauria; Squamata; Viperidae. Bases 146 to 1549 code for a protein of 467 amino acids. The transcript is spliced from 8 exons. Gene Ontology annotation, biological process: hematopoietic progenitor cell differentiation. The record is from RefSeq and is a predicted model, not a curated record.
GUACGGUGGCGAGCAGCGGCCAAAAAGAACGCGUUGCCGCAGUUGCUGCACUUAGCACGUCUUUUUUACGCACCGCCGGCUUUGGGUUUCCUGGCAGUAGCGCUGGGCUUGUCGCGGGCGAAGACGAGGGUCAGAGCAGGCCAAUAUGGCAGCCAAGUGGAUUUCCCAAGAGACGUUUGAUGAUGUGGUACAGGAAAAUAUCGUUGAGUUUGCAAUGGAUCCGGAAGAGGCAUUGAAUGAAGCCAUCCAGCAGUUUGAAUCUCAAGGCGUAGAUUUAAGUAAUAUAGUAAAGAUGGUAUCCAGUCCAGCUUCAGAGAAUGGCCAAGAACAGAAGCACGUGGUUUUACAGAUAUUGGACUGUCUCCAGAAAGCCGUCAUCGAUGCGGAUUCAAGCAAGGUGGAUGAAUCUUUGGUGAACUUUGCCAGGCAGUGCAGACAGGAGCUGUCGGUCCGUUAUCUGGCUGCCCAGAAAGGUGCCUAUCCUGCCGUCCUGGCGGCUUGUCGGCUGGCAUCAGAAGAGCGAUGCUCCCUUUUAAAAGCCCUCCAAGCCCUGUCUGCCCUCCUGGAUGGCCAGCCUGACCUCCUCGACGUGCCCGGGCAGGAGCUGUUGCUGCGAGUGAUUCAGGAGAGUCGAGAUGACGCCGACCUCACUUUGGCUGGGAUCCGUUGCAUCCGCUAUGCUUGCCUGAAACAUGAGCAGAAUCGGCAGGAUCUUGUGAAAGGGGGCAUCCUUGCCCUACUGGCUGAGGCUAUAGUCCGGCACGGGGACCGGGCAGACGUGGUCCGAGAGGCCUGUUCAGGGCUCCGCAUCAUGACCUUUGAUGAUGACAUCCGGGUGCCCUUUGGCCAUGCCCAUGAUCAUGCCAGGAUGAUUGUGACUGAGCAUAAUGGCUUGGGAAUCCUGAUAGAGGCAGCCAAAGCCUUCACUGAUGACUGUAGUGUUUUGAGUGAAGUCUGUGCCACUUUGGCACGCCUGUCUGUUCGGAAUGAAUUUUGCCAGGAGAUCAUGGACCUUGGAGGCUUAAACUUCAUUGUGGCACUGUUGGCAGACUGCAUUGACCACCAGGACGUGGUGAAACAGGUGCUCAGUGCCAUCCGGGCCAUUGCAGGCAAUGAUGAUGUAAAAGAUGCCAUUGUCAAUGCAGGAGGGACCGAUCUCAUUAUUUUGGCCAUGAGUCGCCACCUUGGCAACCCACAGGUGUGUGAACAAAGCUGUGCGGCAUUGUGUAUGCUAGCAUUGCGCAAGCCAGAGAACUGCAGAGUCAUCAUGGAAGGCGGGGGAGCUUUGGCAGCUCUGCAGGCCAUGAAGACACACCCCAAGGAAGUUGCUGUGCAGAAGCAAGCUUGUAUGCUGAUUCGCAAUUUGGUCUCGCAUACGCAGGACUUCUCCCAGCCCAUCCUGGAGAUGGGAGCGGAGAACUUGAUCACCGAAGCCCGGGCAGCCCAUCGGGACUGUGAUGAUGUGGCCAAAGCUGCCUUGAGGGACCUGGGCUGCAAAGUGGAGCUGCGGGAACUCUGGACUGGCCAGAAAGGAAGCCUGGCACGUUGAAGUCUCAACCCCCUCCAUUGGGCAGCACCUGUGGAUGCGGAGUAGGAGAGGGAAGCAAAGAUUGGAAUAAAUCCAGACUGAGCAGUUGAGAGGAGAAGAGUGUAUUGAUGCCUCUGGAAUUGGAUAGGACUUAGUUGCUGCAGCAGGAGGCCCAUGAUCCAUACUCUCUUGCAUUCAGCUUCUGGCCCAGGCUCCCUUUUUGCUGUGUUUUGUUGGCAGCGUCCAUGAAGCAGCCUUUCUGUCAAAAAUAGGGCGGCAGUACUAUGUCAACGAUGCCGCCAUGCAACGAUGCUGCCAUGUUCAAGAAAGGGAGACGCCUGCAGUGUGUGUACGAAACUCUAGCGUUUGUACAAACUGUCUCAAAGAUUUUAGCAACAAAAGGGAAGAGGGGAAGAGCAGGUGGUGGGACCCAUGUUUUGCUUCUGUCUUCUCUCCUGCCCUGCAGGUUUCUGUUACUCAAGUAGGCCUUUGUUACUAUGACAACCGUUAAGCUUACCAGCUUCCUGCUGUAAUGCUUCCAUUUGUUUGAAUGUGCUGCCUGAAAUCCUGAUCUACUUUUUGUCCUCAGCCAUUCCAGUUGUCUCCAUGUGUCAUCAUGCUGUUCAGCCAGUGCAUGCUGUCUUUUUAUUUUUCUCUAUAAUUGUUCCCUCCCUGCCCUCAAUUUUUUAUAAUAGUAGAUGUGUCGCCUGAUGAGGGGCAAAAGAGAAGUUGAAUAGUGUGGGAUCCUAGCAUUGUGCACUUCAAAAAUAUCUGUACUCCUUUUGAAUAUGUAUUUAAAUCAGAUUUCUAGCCCAUGAGGGCUGUGGUUUGUGUGUACUCCAAGAGGUCAGAAAAGAAUGACCUUUUAUUUGUUUUUGUUUUUGUUUUCCUUUUUCUGCCUUCCUCUCCCUGUGAUUAGUAAAAUCCAGGAUGAAUUAAUUCUCCAAAAUGGGAUUGUUUAAAUAAACCAGUGUAAUUUAUGCAAAUGGAAA